Symbiodinium pilosum is the source of this 375-nucleotide messenger RNA. Lineage: Eukaryota; Dinophyceae; Suessiales; Symbiodiniaceae. The record is from the annotation of a GenBank genome assembly.
AUGGCUUUCCGCCUGACAUAUCGUCGUCAGUGCCGCUACAACACGAAGUCCAACAAGCAGCGCGUUGUGAAGACGCCAGGCGGCCGUGCAGUGUACCAGGCGAUCAAAAAGAAAGCCAAGGGCCCGCACUGCGGUGACUGUGGCAUGGCCCUGAUCGGCCUGCCGCGUUUGCGCCCGGUGGAGUACAAGCGUCUGAAGAAGCGCGAGAAGCGCGUCAACCGCGCAUAUGGCGGAUCUCGAUGCGCCCACUGCGUGCGCAGCCGCAUUGUGAGGGCUUUCUUGAUUGAGGAGCAGAAGUGCGUCAAGCAGGUCCUGGCUGAGAAGCUCUCCCAGGCCAAGGAAAAGGAAGGCGGCAAGAAGAAGAGCAAGAAGUGA